This is a messenger RNA of Aplysia californica (California sea hare), 1327 nucleotides long. RefSeq names its product vacuolar protein sorting-associated protein 37A. Gene Ontology annotation, biological process: protein targeting to vacuole; protein targeting to membrane; ubiquitin-dependent protein catabolic process via the multivesicular body sorting pathway. The transcript is spliced from 10 exons. The coding region runs from base 131 to 1267 and encodes 378 amino acids. Gene Ontology annotation, cellular component: ESCRT I complex. NCBI's taxonomy places the organism in Eukaryota, Metazoa, Mollusca, Gastropoda, Aplysiida, Aplysiidae. The record is from RefSeq and is a predicted model, not a curated record.
GAUGACGUAUUGCGCAUUUAGAGUAUUCCUGGUACUGGUUUCACUUUCCUGACGGAUCGAGCAUCUGAUUUAGACUGAAUGACUCAUUAGUUUAGUCGUAUUUUUCUCGGAGCUGAACAAAACUUAAGAGAUGAAUCGUCUUUUUGGUGGUGGGAAGAAUAAAGGCCCUUCCGCCACAAACCUUCAGGCCCAAAAAUCCAAACAAAUUGAGAGCCUGAGAAAAGUAGGUGCCAUUGAAAUUAUUCGAGAUGUGGAAUACAGGGUUGUUGUUUCGCAAACAAACACAAAUUUGACCAUAAUCAUCAACCUUCCAGCACAAUUUCCCAGUGAGAAGCCAGUUUUGACCGUGCAGCCAGCUGUCGGUCAUCCCUGGGUGGAUGCUCAGAUGAAAGUUGUGGGCUGUCCAAAUGUCAACAAUUUUUCGAUGCACUCGGACCUAGGCCAGGCUGUUCAGGCCGUCCUGGAAGAGUUUAGGAAGAACCCGCCUGCUGUUGUUCCUCAGCACUACAUCCUUGGCUUUAACAACCCGACCAUCGGCUCCACCAUGGUAUCCAGCCCUCCGGUCACUUCCCUACCCAGCUACGCCGGUCACUUCCCACAGACUGCCCCCAGCUCAACUGGCCACUUCCCUCAACCCACGCCCAACGCAGCCGGCCGACACCCAACAAUACCUCCACCUUUACCCCCGCGCCGCAUAACAGGUGCCGCGGGGGAGUUAGGCCCUGAGCAGACAUCACCUAUGGCCUUCAACGCGCCGAAUUUCAGUGCAGAAUUCCCCACACUGAAAGAUAUGAAGCUUUCAGAGUUACAUGAUCUAAUGGAGGAUGAAGAGAGAAUUCUAGAAAUGGUCUUAAAAAUUCCAGAUCUAGGAAAGUUUGCACAGCAGAGAGAAAAUCUUUCCAGUUCCUGUGUACAGCUUGCACAGUCUAAUCUAUCAAAGAAACCAGAGAUUGAAAACCUGAAAGAAUCCAUUAUUUCCAAGAAUGCUGAGUAUGACCAGGUGAGGGCUGAGUUUGAGAGUGUCUGUCUGCGACAUAAUGGACUCUCGGAGCAGUUCCACCCGUCCCACAUUCAGACAAACCUCAAGGUCGCUGUGAUGGAAGCCGACGAAGAGUCAGAGAAACUAGCAGAGAAGUUUCUAGACAAAGAAAUAGAUGCUGAUAACUUUCUCAAAGCCUUCAUGGAGAGACGCACUGUAUGUCAUCUGAGACGAGCCAAGGAGGAAAAGCUCAACCAGAUCAUCAUGUCCCAGGGCCUACACUUCUAGCUCAGAACCGGCUCAUGUUGUUUUAUAUUUCUGACUGUACAAGUUUCAUGAAGAAAAAAA